Molecule: messenger RNA, 1119 nt
Organism: Alexandromys fortis (reed vole)
Lineage: Eukaryota; Metazoa; Chordata; Mammalia; Rodentia; Cricetidae
Product: selection and upkeep of intraepithelial T-cells protein 2-like
Exons: 7
Coding region: 1-1119 (372 amino acids)
Biological process (GO): T cell receptor signaling pathway; regulation of cytokine production
Cellular component (GO): external side of plasma membrane
Molecular function (GO): signaling receptor binding
Source: RefSeq, a predicted model, not a curated record
AUGGGAGCUACAAGAGUACUUGCUGUUGCACACUGUGUUGUCUUGUACCUCCUACAGACAGUGGCGCUGAGUUCAGAGAGAUUCACAGUGACUGGUUUGACUAGGCCAGUCUUGGCUCCAUUGGGUGGAACCCUUGAACUCAGUUGUCAGUUGUCCCCACCACAAGAUGCACAGCACAUGGAGAUUCGCUGGUUCAGGAACCGCUAUACACAGCCUGUGCACCUGUACAGGGAUGGUAAAGACCUUCAUAGAGAAACUAUCUCCAAGUAUGUAGAGCGGACUGAACUGCUGAAAGGUGGCAUUGGAGAAGGAAAAGUGACACUCAGGAUCUUUAACGUGACUGUUGAUGAUGACGGACCAUACCGCUGUGUCUUCAAAAAUGGUGAAUUCUAUGAAGAGCACAUUACGGAGGUCAACGUUACAGUAACAAGCUCAGACAUACAAAUUCUUCUGCAUCCCCCAAAUACCAAAGGAGUGAUUUUGGAGUGUCAUUCGGGGGGUUGGUUCCCACUGCCACUUAUGGAAUGGAGAGACAGCAAAGGAGAGGUCAUUCCAGAGACAUCAAAAUCCCAUUCACGGGAUGGAAACAAAUUAUUCAAUAUGACAAUGGCACUUCUUAUUAACACCAACUCUCACUGGAAUGUCACUUGCUACCUUCAAAACCGUCUAACUCAACAAGAAGAAAGCAUAAAUAUUGUCCUAUCAGGUGAACUGUUUUCAUGGCAAUGUGUUUGGGUGGGAAUUCUCGCUAUAAUAACAUUUGUGAUGAUAAUAUUCCUUGUGACUUCCUGUGUUCAGCAAGAUUUCAUACAUGGUAAAUUUUCCUGUUCAUUAAAGGGCUCACUGUUGUUCAUCAUUUCCAUAUUUGCAAUUAUAGGAGUCAUGCUCAUUUUGCAUCUGAAACAAAGAGUUCAAGUUUCAGAUCCACACUUUGAAUUGGACACUUUGUGGUCAGAAGAUAUCAGUGUCAUCCUGUGUGUGAUGAUAGUGUUCAUUUUCAAGCUCGUUUCGUUUAUUUACUUCAGAUUGGAAGAUCAGAAUGGAGCUCUCAACUACUUCUCCAGCACCAUGCCUGUCAUGCCUUCUGCUAUGUUCUCCACUAUGCUGCUAAUGGUCUAA